AUGGUGUACCAUUCUGCAAACAUAGAGAAUCAUAUGGAGGGUUGGAAUGGAUCGAACCCCUAUUGCAUUGAUACUCCUUGUGAGGAGGUUAAAAAAAGGGCUACAAGCAUAACUAACAAGAGCUUUAUUGUGUCCGGUGUCAAGCAUCAGUUAAAUCAUACCCCUGAGAAAGAAGAUGAUGAGGGUUGGGAAGAAGAUGAUGAGGGUUGGGGAGAAGAUGAUGAGGGUUGGGAAGAAGAUGAUGAGGGUUGGAGAGAAGAUGAUAAGGGUUGGGAAGAAGAUGAUGAGGGUCGAGAAGAAGAUGAUGAGGGUUGGGAAGAAGAUGAUGAGGGUUGGGAAGAAGAUGAUGAGGGUUGGGAAGAAGAUGAUGAGGGUUGGGAAGAGGAAAGGAUCAGACAAAAGGAGGUGCAGGUCGUUAGUUUAUCAUUAGCUGUCAUCUUAUCUGUUCGUGUAUUAGUACAGAUGACCUGCAAGCUCUUACCUGACCUGCAAGCUGUUGUGGUCUGA
Messenger RNA from Eurytemora carolleeae, 507 nucleotides. RefSeq names its product acidic leucine-rich nuclear phosphoprotein 32-related protein 2-like. The record is from RefSeq and is a predicted model, not a curated record. Bases 1 to 507 code for a protein of 168 amino acids. The transcript is spliced from 3 exons. Lineage: Eukaryota; Metazoa; Arthropoda; Copepoda; Calanoida; Temoridae.